GCGCUGGCAUUAUUUUUCAUUUCUGGUCAAAAUAUUGAUUUAGUUUUCAGUGUUAAUUUCUGUUGUUCAAUGAUACCUCCAAUACGUGGCUGAUUCGUGUAUGCUUCAUGUUGAGCUGUUUGGGCGUCAUGUCUACAAAUGUUGAGUUCACUGUGUGUGGGGGGGAAGAGACGAGUGACGCACCAUCUUCUCUUAUUUACACAGGAAAUAUCAGUUUAGCAUUAGCCGCAUGCUAACGAGCAAACAUGUUCGACUGUCGGCCAGCGCCGAGUUAAGACUUGAAACUAUUUCCCCGAGUUGUCGCCGACCUACGAUUCGCGUGUACAAUGCUUUACUCGAUUUGGAAUUUCGUGAAGCGACACAAAAGGAAGUUCAUCUUCACCGGAGCAGUUGUUGGAGGUGCCUACUUUCUGGGCAGAUAUGCCCAGAAGAAGAUCCAGGCAGCCCAGGAGAAGGAGGCCAGCGAGUACCUGGCCCAGGCCCGGAGGCAGUUCCACUUCGAGAGCAACCAGAGGACCUGCAACAUGACAGUGUUGUCCAUGCUGCCUCCGCUGAGAGACGCCAUCGUCAGCCAGCUCAACUCCGAGAGUCUCACCACGCUGCUGAAGACCAGGCCGGCAAACAAGCUGGAGAUCUGGGAGGACCUGAAGAUCAUCAGUUUCACGCGGACCAUUGUGGCGGUCUACAGCACCUGCAUGCUGGUGGUUCUGCUGCGUCUUCAGCUCAACAUCAUCGGGGGGUACCUCUACCUGGACAGCUCGUCCUGCAGCCCAGCCGCGCCUCAUCUGGCUCCUCCUGACGUCCAGCAGCAGUACCUGUCCAGCAUCCAGCACCUCCUGGGGGAUGGGCUGACAGCGUUAAUGUCGGCGGUGAAGCGGGCCGUGGUCAACGCUCUGGGCAGUGUGUCUCUGAAGACCAGCUUGUGUCUGCGGGAGCUGGAGGAGCAGCUGAAUUGGAUCAGAGCGGAGGUGGAGUCGGACUCGCGGCGCCCGCUGUCCUGGUACCUGCUGGCUGCGGAAGAGGAGGCUCUCGCCGAGCAGGCCUGCGGCUUGACCCCAGACGAUGGGAUUACCAUCCGCCUGCUCAACGAGACCAGGGACAUGCUGGACAGCCCUGACUUCAGCCUGGUCCUCACCGCGUGUCUGCACCGAGGUUUCUCGCGCCUCCUGGACAACAUGGCCCAGUUCUUCCAGCGACCCGCCUCCGAGCCGACUCCUGACUCCGCCCUCGACAGUCUGCCGCUGGCCAAGAUCAUUCCCAUCAUCAACGGGCAGAUCCACAGCGUCUGCAGCGACUCGCCCAGCUACUUCGUCCAGGACCUUCUGACCAACAACCAGGUGAAGGAGUUCGCCGCCAAUGUGUACGAGACGUUCAGCUCGCCGCACCAGUGACGCCGUGUCAUGGCCCCGCUCCCUGCCUGCGCCGCCCUACCAUGAACCUGAGAGGUGAAGCGACGACCUUGGUUAUUGCAGUGGCGACUGGUGGCCUGCAGGGGGCGGCAGAGAGACUCGCUGGCUUCGUUUUAUUCCGGGAGAUAAAGUUCUCAACACUCCAGCUGUUUCCAUUUACACCAGGGAGUUCGUGCCAGGUUCACUUGGUCAUGACAUCACUCUGGAUCACAUGACAGGAGGGGGUCAUGUGACCUGCUCAAGCGGUGACUCACGGUGACAUCAUGUCAGCAGGUGUAUGAGAGGGUGAUGAUGUCAUCGGUCCUUGAGCCUGAAGACUUAAAUGUGCUUAGUUGGGAGCCAAUCACGGCCUCCGAAGUGAGAUGAUCUCAGCGUGUCUAAGAGGGGGGAGGGGCGCCGAGGGAGAGGAGGGGGAGGGAGGCACAGGACUUCCCGGACUCCCCGUCGGCGAGAGCGAGGAAAAGGAGCAGCUGCUUCCCGGAAGAGAUGAUGUCAUCAGUGUGAGCUUCCACAGUCCUGAGUCAAACCGGUCCCAACAGUCCUCACACACGCACAUACCUUAAGUCCGUCUCAGUCUGGGUUGGACCCAGACAAGGUGUCCCCGUGGCUUUGCACCGGUUUCCUCCCUUGGCCCAAAGACCUGCUCACUAGGUUCAUGUGCGUGCGUGCGUGUGUGUGUGUGUGGCCUCCAACGGCCUGGCCGCCUGUCCAGGGUGUCCUCCUGCCGGGAUCGGCUCCAGGACUCCCCACAACCCGGACUCGCUGCUGUUUUAUGUGUUUGAUGCCAGACAUGGACCUGGCAGUGGAAGCGGGUCACGUUGUCCCUCAAUGAAAUAACAUCUCCAAAUAGAAAAUAAAAGGAGUCUUGUUUCCCUGGCUAUUUUGAGUGUGUGUCUGUGUGUGUGUGCUUUGUAUCGCUAUCCUUGUGGGGGGCUACAGCUUGGAAACACUCCUACUUGUGAGGACAUGUUUGCCGGUCCCCACAGGGUUAAGCCUCAUCUAAUGGAGUCCAGGUCCAGGUUAGUCACGUGUUUUGGAUGGUUCGGUUCUCAGGUCUCCACAAGGCC
This is a messenger RNA of Synchiropus splendidus (mandarinfish), 2476 nucleotides long. RefSeq names its product peroxisomal biogenesis factor 3 (gene pex3). Gene Ontology annotation, cellular component: peroxisomal membrane. The record is from RefSeq and is a predicted model, not a curated record. Gene Ontology annotation, molecular function: protein-macromolecule adaptor activity. NCBI's taxonomy places the organism in Eukaryota, Metazoa, Chordata, Actinopteri, Syngnathiformes, Callionymidae. Bases 327 to 1391 code for a protein of 354 amino acids. The transcript has 12 exons. Gene Ontology annotation, biological process: protein import into peroxisome membrane.